This is a messenger RNA of Theobroma cacao (cacao), 1415 nucleotides long. NCBI's taxonomy places the organism in Eukaryota, Viridiplantae, Streptophyta, Magnoliopsida, Malvales, Malvaceae. The record is from RefSeq and is a predicted model, not a curated record.
UCGUGUUAACAUGUCGUGUCCAAAAUUGUCAGGUCUAAGAACAAGAAAUGGUGACAGUCAAAUCAUUAAACCCUGAUCAGUUUGAUAGAGCAAGUGAAUUGAAAGCUUUUGAUGACACAAAAGCUGGAGUUAAAGGCCUUGUUGAUACUGGAAUCACGGAGGUUCCUCGAAUAUUUCAUCAACCACCGGAUAAAAUUCAGAAAACCUCAGUGUCAGGUGAUACCCAGUUCAGUAUUCCUGUUAUAGACCUUGAAGGAGUGAAGAAAGAUCCAAUUACUCGAAAGGAAAUAGUGGAAAAGGUUGGGAACGGGUCAAGGAAAUGGGGAUUUUUCCAAGUGGUCAAUCAUGGAAUUCCAGAAAGCGUUUUAGAGGAGAUGAUGGACGGUAUAAGGAGGUUUUUUGAGCAAGACCUUGAGGUGAAAAAGCAGUAUUACACUCGAGAUUAUUCGAAACCGGUGGUGUAUAAUAGCAAUUUUGAUUUGUAUACUGGUUUAGCAGUCAAUUGGAGAGAUACAUUUUUUAGCCUUAUGGCUCCUAAUCCUCCUAAGAUGGAAGACUUGCCAGCAGUUUGCAGGGAUAUAAUGGUGGCCUACUCAAAACAAGUACAAAAUCUGGGUUAUUUACUGCUGGAGUUACUUUCUGAGGCUCUUGGGCUGAAACCUGACCACCUGAAAGACAUGGAUUGUGGCAGGGGGCUUGCUAUGCUAUGCCAUUACUAUCCCGCAUGUCCACAGUCAGAAUUGGCUUUGGGCACAAGUAAGCAUGCAGACAAUGACUUUGUCACGGUGCUUCUACAAGAUCAUAUUGGUGGCCUCCAAGUUCUUCAUGAAGAUAAGUGGAUUGAUGUACCUCCUACUCCUGGGGCUCUAUUGAUUAACAUUGGAGAUCUUUUGCAGCUUAUAUCAAACGACGCUUAUAAAAGUGUGGAGCAUAGAGUACUGGCAAAUUCAGUGGGACCUAGAGUAUCAGUGGCAUGUUUCUUCAGCACUUCUGUAAUGUCAGACUCAAGGCUAUAUGGACCGAUUAAGGAAUUGUUAUCAGAAGGGAAUCCUCCAAAAUACAGGGAAACUACAGUGAGAGACUAUGUUAUCUAUUCCAACGGAAGAGGUCUCGAUGUUGAUGGUACUUCUCCCUUGCUGCAUUUCAGGUUAUGAACUUGCCUCUGAGAGAUGCAAAGAAAUGUUGCCAUGAUAGUAAAGUUAGCUUAUGAACUGAAUCAUUUUGUAACUUUCUUAGGAUUGAACUGUCUAUUGUAUUGGAGGCAUCUGGUUGCCUCCAUUGCUUAUAUUCUUUCCUACAAAUGAGUUGCAAAAAAUAAAGAAGUUUAAGUUAAUGUGUACAUCCUGGAAUCUUGCAGCUACUUCACUUUUCAGUUUUGGCAUUGAAGCUCUUAUAUACGACUAGCUAUUCAAUCA